This is a messenger RNA of Pseudophryne corroboree (corroboree frog), 3672 nucleotides long. It is a transcript of the gene LINGO1, whose product is annotated as leucine rich repeat and Ig domain containing 1. NCBI's taxonomy places the organism in Eukaryota, Metazoa, Chordata, Amphibia, Anura, Myobatrachidae. Gene Ontology annotation, molecular function: epidermal growth factor receptor binding. Gene Ontology annotation, cellular component: extracellular matrix; plasma membrane. The transcript has 7 exons. The record is from RefSeq and is a predicted model, not a curated record. Bases 1179 to 3149 code for a protein of 656 amino acids.
CAGAGCCCAGAAUGCACAUGGUGAUGAAACACAACAUCUCUGCAGUCAGCAGUUGCUGGGAGGGGCAGCUGGACCAGUCUGCUGCUACUAGAUAGAGAAUAAGAUAAGGAGGCAGCAGCAGCAGGCACAGAGCAGGGAGGGAGAGGAGACACUGAAUCAGCACAGCCUGGCUGCUGCUCCCACAAGGGCACUGACAGGGGCUCCCCAAAAGAGAGAAUUAGGGUUAUAGGAGGAGGGCAGCAGCAGGAGAUAUAAGGACUGUGUGGGGCUACUGCUGCUGCGGGAUGCUGGGAAGAUCCAUGUGAUUAUAGAUCCUGCUUACAUUGCACUCACUCCUCCCCCGCCAUCGCCUGCUUACACCUGAGAGCAGGAGGAAAUAAGGAGGACUGUGGAUGAUCUGGGGAAUGAGCGCGGAGAGGCGAGCUGCGUGUUCCCCUGUGGGGAGGUCAGAGAUCUAGCGUGUACCGCCAGCUGGACCCCCAUCCAUCCUCCAACCUGCAGAGCAUCACCGGGGACUACCGUUGCUGGUUCUUUGGCGGGCGAGAUCUUUUCUUACAUCUCGCACUUGUUUCUCCGAGGAGGCGGCUCGGAGUGGCUGCCAUGGAGCGGGGGUGCCGCAGGCUCUACUACUACUGUGCUGCUGCUGCUGCGGAGGAUGCUCGUGCUGAAUAGCGUCUCGCUGGUACCCGGGCAGCUGCGCGCAUCCCAGUGACACCCAUCGUCCUCCACCACUGCACUCUGCACUCACUCUCCCAGCUGUGCCAGGAUAAGGGCAUUGUAGCGCUAUCCCACCACCGUACAGUCCGUGCCAAUGCCAGGUACACCCUGUCCAUCUAAAUGUUCCUAGGAGAGAGGCAGUGAGGAGUGUCAUCGGAUGCAGGCAUGUUAUAAGAUAAUCAGAAAUACAUGCAUGUACUGAGAGGAAGAUGAAAUGAUAUGAUGAGGAGCAUGUGACGCAGGAAGAGGGAACUCAUUACCUGUAUGAUAGAAAUAAAAGCGAUGGGGAGACAGGCGCAGCCAGGCACAUGAUUUACAGGCUUAAUACAUCUGCCUCAAAGAUCGUUGUCACUUGGUAUAGAGAACUCUUUGGAAUACUUUGAGUGACAGAAAUAUCCGACGUCUCCCUGACAGUUGGAGACAGCAGAAACAAAACAUAUAAAGAGGAAUGGAUACAUGCAAUGCUUUGUAUUCAAUUAAAUAGGAAUCCUUUCUCCCCAAUUCUCAGGGUACAUGAUUGGGCUUUGGAAGAUAAAAACACUACAAAUCUGUUUGCAGCAGCCAAUCAGUGUCCUUCCGUACAACUCAUCAAGGUGAGUCCACAGUCCAGUAUGAUUCUCCCGCUGCCAUCCUGCUUGUGUCCCAUCCUCCUGCUUGUAGUGGGCUCAAUCCUGUCUGGCUCAGCCUCAGGUUGUCCCCAACGCUGUGAUUGCUCUGCUCAGGAUCGUUCAGUCCUUUGCCAUCGAAAGCGUCAUCUCAACGUGCCUGAAGGCAUCCCCACUGAUACUCGUCUUCUGGACCUCAGCAAGAAUCGCAUUAAGGCACUUAACCAGGACGAAUUCUCUGCCUUUCCUUACCUGGAGGAGCUAGAACUCAAUGAGAACAUUGUGUCCAUGAUUGAACCAGGAGCCUUCAAUAGUCUCUUCAACCUACGCUCAUUGGGCCUGCGAAGUAACCGUCUCAAGCUCAUUCCUUUAGGUGUGUUCACAGGACUCAGCAACCUCACACAACUUGACAUCAGUGAAAACAAAAUUGUUAUUCUCCUGGAUGACAUGUUCCAGGACCUGUAUAACCUCAAAUCUCUGGAAGUAGGAGAUAAUGACUUGGUCUACAUUUCUCAUCGUGCCUUCCGUGGACUCAACAGUCUGGAAGAGCUGACGUUGGAAAAAUGCAACCUCACUUUGGUGCCCACAGAGGCUUUGUCCCACCUACAUGGUCUUAUCUCUCUACGUCUACGGUAUCUUAAUAUUAAUGUAAUUCGUGACUAUUCCUUCAAAAGGCUAUUUCGUCUGAAAAACUUAGAGGUGGCACAUUGGCCAUAUUUGGACACAAUGACAUCCAAUAGCCUCUAUGGACUGAAUUUAACUUUGCUUUCUAUUACACACAGCAAUCUGAGCAGUAUACCAUAUGUGGCAAUCAGACACCUUGUGUAUCUUCGAUUUCUUAACCUUUCCUACAAUCCCAUCACAUCUGUGGAGGGAUCUAUGAUGCAUGAGUUGCUCAGACUUCAGGAGUUUCACCUGGUUGGGGGUCAGCUGGCUUUGGUGGAACCUUAUGCUUUUCGUGGUCUCAACCAUUUGCGAGUACUAAAUGUCUCCUCCAAUCUCCUUAGUACACUGGAAGAAUCUUCCUUCCAUUCUGUAGGCAAUCUGGAGACGCUGAUUUUGGACCACAACCCAUUGGCUUGUGACUGCCGCCUACUAUGGAUCUUCCGACGUCGAUGGCGCCUUAACUUUAAUCGACAGCAGCCAUCCUGCUCCAGCCCAGAAUAUGUGCAGGGAAAGGAGUUUAAAGAUUUUCCUGAUGUCCUGCAGCCCAAUUAUUUCACAUGCCGACGUGCACGCAUCCAGGAUCGAAGUCCGCAGGUGGUACAUGUAGAUGAAGGUCAUACUGUACACUUUUUCUGCCGGGCCGAUGGCGAUCCACCACCAACCAUACUUUGGCAGUCACCACGUAAGACUUUCAUCACCAGCAAAAGUAAUGGGCGCCUAACUGUAUUUCCAGAUGGAACUUUGGAGGUACGUUACGCCCAGAUACAAGACAACGGGACUUACCACUGUGUGGCAAGUAAUGCUGGUGGCAAUGACUCUUCAUUGGCUCAUCUCCAUGUGCGUAGUUAUUCGCCAGACUGGCCCCAUCAACCCAACAAGACCUUUGCCUUCAUCUCAAACCAGCCGAAUGAAAGCGAUGUCAACAGCACUCGCGCAAAUGCCCCAUUCCCAUUUGAUAUUAAGACUUUAAUCAUUGCCACCACCAUGGGCUUCAUCUCCUUCUUGGGGGUGGUCUUGUUCUGCUUGGUCCUACUCUUUCUGUGGAGCAGGGGAAAAGGAAAUACUAAACACAACAUUGAGAUAGAGUAUGUGCCACGAAAGUCUGAUGCUGGACUCUCUUCUGCAGAUGCACCUCGCAAGUUCAAUAUGAAGAUGAUCUGAUGCUGGUUGAGCACUGGGGAUGAUAAGGAUAGUAAGGGCAGGUAGUGAAAUGCACGGAGCUCUUUGUUGUCCCAUCUUCCCUGUGUAGUCAUUAAUAGACAAGCGAUAUGACUUUCUGGAGGGGAGCAAUGGUCACAGGAAUUGCUUGUCCUGUCCUUUUAGACCCAUGGAUUUGUACAUUUGGGGAAUGACCUUUGCACUUUUAACCUUGUGAGUUUGACCCUCUAAACUUCCCCAGAUCUCAAAAUGCCCACCUGGAUCAUACCAAUAGUACAAUUGUUGAUAUUAGGGCCAUAACGCUAGGUUGGAUUCAAUCAAUAUGACAAUUGUUAAUAAAAAGAAUAUGUGCAUCCGCAAUGUGGAGCAGGAAGUGUUGAGAAAGUGGGAGGCCAAGAGACUCUAAAACGGAACUUUGACCUCUGUAUCUUCUCCUAAUUUCAUUACUUGUGAUUUUUAUGGAAAAAAAAUAAAUACAAAUAUUAUUGAAAAAAUAAAGAAAGAAAAACUGUAAAAGUCCAAAAAA